Messenger RNA from Scleropages formosus (Asian bonytongue), 1877 nucleotides. RefSeq names its product multiple inositol-polyphosphate phosphatase 1b (gene minpp1b). Bases 114 to 1511 code for a protein of 465 amino acids. Gene Ontology annotation, molecular function: acid phosphatase activity; inositol phosphate phosphatase activity. Lineage: Eukaryota; Metazoa; Chordata; Actinopteri; Osteoglossiformes; Osteoglossidae. The transcript is spliced from 5 exons. The record is from RefSeq and is a predicted model, not a curated record.
AGAGCCAAAAGGUCAAAGUUCAACACUGAAACGGAAAGUGUCGCGGGUUUGCGAAAGCCGACGUUCUAUUGACACAUCUCGUUGAAAGAGGAAAAACAAAACAAAUCGGCAAAAUGAGAGACGUUUUAUCGAAAAGUUUUGUGCUCACGGCUCUAAGCUUUGCCCUGGCUCGGGUUUAUUCGUACCUCGCUGGAGAUGCCCCGGUUACAGCGAGAAGAAUACCUUCGAUUGCGGCAUAUUUUGGCACGAAAGGCCGAUACGAAGAAGUGAAUCCUCAUCUUAUCGACAACAUUUUGGCCGUGAACAAGUUGCUCCUGAAGCCACCGUCUGCUGACUGCACUGCGGUCCACCUCACCGCCAUCGUUCGGCACGGCACAAGGUUCCCGACUAAAAAAAACGUGAAAAAGAUGAUGGAGCUCCACAAGCUCAUAAAGGCAGAAGCCAGCAGCCCCGAACGGUGGUUGGAAGACAUUAAAAACAAAUGGGCAAUGUGGUACACUGAGGACAUGGACGGACAGAUCGUGGACAAAGGCCGAGAUGAUCACAAACACUUGGCAGUAAGACUAGCUAACUACUUUCCAUCCUUACUAUCUGAGGAAAACCUCAGGAACAACCGAGUCAAAUUCAUAACCAGCUCCAAACACAGGUGUGUGGAGAGCGUCAUCGCCUUUCAGCAAGGCCUCUUCACUCACCACGGAAUCAAAGAUGUGGAUUUCAGCCAUGAAGUCAAGGAUGACCUGAUGCGAUUCUUUGAUCACUGCAGAAGGUUUGUUGAAGAUGUCGAAAAUAACAGGACGGCCCUCAUGGAGGUGGACCUGUUCAAAUCUUCAGCAGAGAUGAAACGGGUCCAGGAGAAGAUAGCUGAUCGUCUGGACGUUCCAUACAGUCGCAUCACAACAGAUUCUGUCGAGGCUGCAUUUUUCCUCUGCGCUUACGAGUUUGCCAUUAAGUCUGAGAACUCUCCAUGGUGCGAGCUCAUUGAUGAAACAGAUGCCCUGGUGCUGGAAUAUAAAAAUGACCUGAAGCAGUACUGGAAGAGGGGUUAUGGCCAUGACAUUAACCGCAAAUCCAGCUGCACUCUCUUUCACGACAUUUUCAGGCGUCUCAGUGAGGCUGUUAACGAACUCAGGACAGGUCAUGUGACUGAAGUUGCCACUGUUCAGGUGGGUCAUGCAGAGACCCUCCUGCCCCUGCUCACACUUAUGGGCUUCUUCAAGGACGAAACGCCCUUGACCUCCUCCAACUUUCCAGAGCAAGAGAGGCGCACCUUCCGCACGAGCCACACGGUGCCAUACGCCGCCAACCUCGUCUUCGUGCUCUACAAGUGCCCCGAGGGGCCGAGGCUGCAGCUGCUGCUCAACGAGAAGCCCCUGGCUUUGCCCAACAUCAGUGACCCCGUGCCGCUGUACGACAUUGUCCAGGAGCACUACAGGGACCUGCUGCAGGGAUGUAACUUCCAGACGGAGUGCGAGCUGAAGGCGUCCACCUGCAGCAAGUGCUCGGAGCUUUAAGGGGCCCCAAGGCCCAGGCUUUUGAACCACGACAGGAACCACUAAACCACGAGUGCAGUGCUGUGGAACAUGUAGCAACAUCCGUGACUCAGCCGUACAAACAAGGGGACUAACAAUACAUGCAGUCAUGCAGUUUUUUCUUUUUUUGCCUCUUGCUGUCUCAUGUUUCAAGCUUUAAGAUGUUUUCAGCUCUUUCCUCAGGUGCGAAAGAGGAAAAUCUCACACAUUUCUGACUAUAUUUAAUGCAGUGUAUUGUCUUGCUACCGCAUUUACUUGAGUUUGUACCACUCUUGUACUGACUACACCAUGUUUUAGGUUAGACUUACAGGACAUUGUGAUGCUGCUCGUGAGCAUUUAUUCUUUUUU